UCCUCCUCCUCCUCCUCCUCCCCUCUCCCCUCCCCAUGGCCGCCCGCAGCCUCCUUGGCCCCACAAGCUCCCCCCGACCUAAAGAGCCCCUCGUUUGCCGGCUUCAACGCGUGGCCGCCAUGCACCAGAUCGUCCCAGGCGCCCCGGCGCCCCGGGCGCGGCCCGGCGGCGCCGACGCGGCGGUGGCCCCGCUGCCUUCGCUCCUGCAGGGCGGCACAGGCGGUGCGGCGCGGCCUUGCUGGGGAGGGGCGAGCAAGGCAAGCCUGGGCGGGUGCGUCAACCCAGCCAGCACGUGGCGCAUGGGCGGCCCCACGGGCGCCAUCUUCUGGGGCCAGCAGAGGCAGCGGCCCGCCGCGGGCCAGGGGGCGCCCAUCCCCGCCGUGCCGCAGGCGCCCGAGGCGCCGGCCGUCUCCGCCAGGCUUGCGGACGAGACCCGGGCGGAGGAGGCCAGGCCGAAGAGCAGGGCUGCCCGCGCGCCCAGCAAGGGGCAGGGCGGCGGCGCGCCGCUGGUCCCAGCUGCCGCCCGCCAGGACCUGCCCUGGAGCUGCAGGCGCGGCUGGCGGAGCUGGCUGCGUACCGCGUCUCAUGGAACUCGGCGCUCUGGCUGAAGGCCCACAGGGAGGCGAGCCAGGCCGGCCAGGUGGAGGCCAUGGGUGCCUUGCUGCGGCUCGUGCGCCGCAGCUCCGAGCAGGCCGUGAGGAGGGGACACUACAUGGCCGAGGGAUGGGGCAGCGAGAAGCUUGGAGUGGAGCUCAGAUCCUGGAUGUCCACCUCAGCGGAGGUCUCCUGGAUAGGGCGCGAGAACGUGGGCGUGCACCAGGGUGCUCUCGACGGGGCGCACAGGCGCGGCCAGAUCGCGCCCCCGAUCCUGAUGUGCGACGACCUUCCGCUGGACGUUGCGAUGACUGUUGGCCGCAUGGUCGAGCCCGAGCGCCCCAUCUUCUUGGUGCUCGAGCUCGCCGAGUUCGACAGCGCUGGCGGGAUCGCCCUGGAGAGGCUCGCAGGUUCGAGCAUGCAGGGCCUGUCGCUGCGCAGCGACUUCGACCGCUUCGCACACGCAGCAGCGACGAAGAUGGCGGGCAGCGAGGCAUCCAUCCGGAGCCACAUGUGUGCCGAGAGCGACCCCUACGUGUUCCUGUGCCGCGACGUGACGGUGUUCCGGGGCCCCCGGGCGCAGGGCUUCCCAUUGCUGGAGGAGCCUAUGAACGUGCACGUGAUCGUCGUGGCAAUGUCCCGCCUCCGCCCGUCGGUGCAGAUGACGGAAGAGAUCCCGGGGCAUGGCCGCGCAGAGUGGUACAAGGACGAAGCCGACCAUACGGCCUUGCUCGAGCGCCUGAACCUCCUCGGGCUGGUUGCGCUCCAGGACGCCGACGACAGCGCAGACGCGCUCGCGCCCGUGCUCGUGCUAGGCUCUCCAGGCUGCGCGGGCCCAUGCCUGCACCCGCAGGGUGCCGUCGCCAGCUCGCUCAAGCACUGGCGGCGCCGCUUCAGCCCCUUCUUCCAUUCGGUCAUGCUGUGCACAGGAGGGCGCGGCGGCGUCGGGUCUGAGAUGCGGCUGGCCAUGCACCUGGACGACGUGGUCAACAGCCAGGUGCACAAGAUCGCGGAGAAUGAGCUGCUUGCGCAAUGCGCCAUGCCGUGGCACUGGGACACGGUCAUCAUCCGCUUGUCCGCAUGCUCCCAGACGCUGGAGAGGGUUGCCAACAAAGUCGCGAAAAGGGCCCGCUCGCAGCCAGAGCCGUCAGCUCCUGCGGUCAGGGCGGCCCCGGCAAGCCCGGACAAGCAGGCCAAGAGCGACUCGACGCCCCAAUUGAGCUUGGACCGCGACGGCAACCCUACUCGCCGGCGAUCCUUCCGCGGCUCCGUAGUGGACUCCCUCGCACACUCCAUGCGCCGCGAGAUCGCCUCUGAGAAGGGCCGAAGGAUCAGUGACCUCAUCGAGGUCACAGACCUGCCACCGGACUCUGGCGCCAGCGGCGAGGACGACUCCGAGGCCCCCGUCGUGCAGCUUUCGGUGGGGCCGCCUCCGCAGACGCUGGCGGACGGCAUGUUCGCCAAGCGCCCGUCGACCGUGGGCGUGCCUGGCGCACUGGCCGCGAUUUCGGCCGGCGCUGCCGCUGGGCCGCGGGUGUCGGUCAUAGCCAUGCCAGGCAGGGCCGCCGCGGGGUCGCAGGCGUCGGUGAGCAGGAAGAGCAGCUUCCUGCGGCCAGCGGACGUCAGCCUGAGCCUGCGGCGUGCCUCGCAGGCGAGCACUGGCUCGGCGGUGGGCCGGCAGCGGCGGGACGUGAGGAUGGCGCCCAUCGCGGAGCGCCGCGACACGGGGCUGGUGCUGACGUCGGUGCCGGCCACGCCCGAGGGCGGCAGCGAGGACAAGGGCGAGGACGAGGACGGCUCGGGGGCAGAGCCUAGCCAUGCCCAGAGCGACGGCGGUGAGGCGCAGGCAGCGGAGGCCCAGCCCUGUCGGCGCGCCUCCACGAGCGGCGGGCGCCGGGCGUCGCUGGGCGGCGGACUGGUGCCGCAGAGGCGGAGCUCCUUGGUCGACAGCGCGGCCUUCGCGGAGCUGCGGCAGGCCAAGGACGACAAGUCCCUGCUGCAGCACAUCCGGCGCAAGUCCGUCGAGUACAAGUCGGGCGGCGGCGAGCUGCCGCUGACGGGCCCCGCCCCAGAGCAGCAGCGGCGCCCCUCCGCCUCGGGCGCGGCGAGCGCGGAGAGCCAGCGGCGGAAGUCCUGGAGCGACCAGGGCGAGAGGACCGCCUCGGAGCUGAAGAUCCGCGAGGAGGCGCGCCAGCGGCUGAUGACGAGGCGCGCCUCCGAGGCGGACGACGCCGCGGAGCCCGCGCCGGCGCAGCCGCGGCGGAUGUCGGGGGGCCUCGUCAGCUUCUACGGCGCCGCCAGCGUGGCGCCGGGGGCGGGCGCUGGACCUCCCCCGCCCACGGGCAGCCCGAGAGAGGCGCCGCGCAGGUGCCGCCCGGCGCUCGGCAGGAAGCCGACGGCGGCGAUCGCCAAGGGUGCCAAGGACCGCGACGAGAAGGCGAAGCCGCCUGCGGCCAGGAAGAGCCUGGCAGCCGCAAAGGUGGCCGAGGAGCUGCAUGUGCUGGCGCUCAGGUUCGAGGAGCUGGCGCAGGGGAGCCUCUGAGCGGGGCGGGUGCGGCAGGGCUCCAGCGGCGGCCUUCGCAGUCGGAGGCGGCCCCGGCCGACCGUCGCACAGCCUCUUCCGAUGUUGCCAAUAAGCUGGAUAUACUUGUUACGCUCAUGCCGUUGCUUGUCCCCUCUGGGGAAGCAGCGGUGCCUUCCAGUUACGAUUGCCUCGCUCCCUUCCUCCAGGCCCCGGCAGUGCCGAAGACCGCACCGCCCGGGGCACUCUUGCGGAGAGCACGCCGAGGCCACGGGGCGGCCCUCCGCGGCCUGACCGGAGGGCCCGUUUCCUGCGCCCUCUGCCUCGAGGGAGCUCCUCGCUCGGCCCUUCCCCCCGGCCACCGGGGCAGGCAGGCGCCGGUUCCUCCACAAGUGGCCUUCCGCUGGGGCAGCCUGCGGUGCGCGUCUGCUCCGGCGGGCCGAAGCCCACGCACGCGGGCCGCCACGGCCGCACCGCACGCAGCGAUCGGCAGGCCGCGCAUCGCUCGGACGUGUGCAUGUUCUUCUCGGCGAGGCCCCUCGGGGAGCAUCCCGGAUCGUCUUG
Molecule: messenger RNA, 3679 nt
Organism: Prorocentrum cordatum
Lineage: Eukaryota; Dinophyceae; Prorocentrales; Prorocentraceae
Source: the annotation of a GenBank genome assembly